CUCGUUUUCGUAAAACCGGAAACAAUCAUGUCCAGGAAUUUAUUUCGAAAGUGAUUAUUUUCGACGGUUUCUACAAAUGGCUGAGUUAACAAGCACGCAGACGGACCAGGAAUCGUUUCAUUGUCCAAUAUGUCUCGAGAGGUUAAAUAUUCCUCGAUAUUUGGCAUGUUUACACACAUUUUGUGAGGCAUGCAUUCAGACGUACAUAUCAAGUACGGCAACCCAAGAGGAAAAAGAUGAAUUCAAUGUCAUCAACUGUCCAGUGUGUAGACAACAGAUUAAGGAACCAGAAAAGGAUAUUUCUAGUGAAGAUUGGGCGAAAAGUCUCCCACUUAAUAAGUGGGUUUUGACCAUGACAGCGAAUUCAGAGACUAAUUCGGUAAUCAAUUGUUUGGUUUGCAAACGAAAGAAUGAAACAGUCCUGGCAAAUCACUGGUGUAAAUCAUGUGCAGAACCGAUUUGUGAUGAAUGUAAAGAUAUUCAUUCACGAAUACUAAUUCUACAGAGUCAUAAAAUUGUCGAGAUGAAAAAUAUUGUGAAAUGGAAUGAAGCCAUUGAUAUAGAUGAAAAUUGUGCCAUUCACAAAGGAAAAAUAGUUGAUAUUUUUUGUCGAGACCACAACAAACUGUGCUGUUGUGUGUGUUUUGCAAACCAUCAUAGGUGGUGUACAAAUUUUGAUUCAAUUGAUGAAAUUGUGAUGAACCUUGAUAAAAGCGAUAUGACAGAAAAACUAAAAUCGCAAGUAUGCCUACAUGAUUGCAUUAUGGAGCUACAGGAAAAAAAUAACAAACAAACUAAUGCUCUAUGUGCUUCAAAAGACGACAUUUGUUCUUCAUUUGCAAAGAAAAUUGAAGAAACCAAGAUGCUUAUAGACCAAGCACAUGAGCAGUGGCGUAAACGUUUCGAGUUAGAACAUGCUCAACACAUGGACAAUAUGGAAGUCGUUUCGGAUGAGCUGAAACGAUUUGAUACAACAGUGAUUGAAGCAAAAGCGAUGCUUUCCUCUGUCCUAAAAAGUGGUUCUGACCGACAGAUUUUCCUUGUGCACUGGAAAUUGCACUCUCAAAUUAAGGACCACUUCCAUCAUUUGAAAGCCUUGAAAAUUUGGGACUUAGCCGUGUCUUACAGUUCUGAAACAAAACAUCUUGAUAAUAUUACCGAGGCGAUGAAAUUUGAGGACGUCAUAGUUGUAAAAAACCACUGUGAUGCCACACAACGAAUUUCUUUAAUCGAUAAAUCUCUGUUGUUUGAAAUAGGUUUACCGAGACCUCAACAAUGGCUAGCAAGUAAGGACUUAAUGAAAUCAAGCUUUCAAAAGAUUUCAGAAUUUGAAACAGAAGACAUUGUAUAUUUUGGAAUAUUUAUUGAUGACGAAAGAGCUAUUAUUUCCAGCGAAACUAAGAAAUCAUUGGAUGUGUAUGAUACUUCUGUAACUAAUGGAAAAAAAAUGGUAUGUACACACAAAUGUGAUGAUAUUCCGUAUGACAUGUGUUAUGCAUAUGGCAUGAACAAAAUAUAUGUAGCAUUUGGGCAGUUUAUUAUACUGUAUGAAAUAAAACGUCGAGGCACAGAGUUAACUAAGCUCGAAAAAAAUCCAGUUGAACGAAAUGUAAAGGGAAUCACAAGGACAUCAGAUGGAUUCUUUACGGCCAAUAAUUCAUCAGUCUCCUUUCGUUGUAGUGAUUUUUCUAUCAAAUCUAAUCUACCUUAUGUUAUGACAGGAAACAACCCUUUCAUUUGUUCGACAUUUUGUGGUAAAAAGGUAGCAUACAUCAAAGGAAACAGUGUCAUUGUCACCGAUACUAGGGGAAAUAAAUUGUCGGAAUUCGUUUGUUCCUCAAGAUCUCCGAGAGGAUUAUACUCCGACUCUGAUGAUAAUAUUUUUGUUUGUUUCUUCUCUGAGCGAAUGGAGCAAAUAAAAAAUGUUGGUAAACCAAGUCGAAAUAUAGAUAUGAAAAGUCCUUAUCACAUUGUGUUCCACCCAGCAGGUCAUAAACUGAUAUGCUUUUAUCUUGGCCAAAAUCCUUGCAUAUUUGAGAUCAGAUAAUUGUGAAAAUUGUCUGGACUUACAUUAAUGACUUUACUGUUCACAUAAUAA
Magallana angulata is the source of this 2098-nucleotide messenger RNA. RefSeq lists its product as uncharacterized. The record is from RefSeq and is a predicted model, not a curated record. The transcript has a single exon. Gene Ontology annotation, molecular function: zinc ion binding. NCBI's taxonomy places the organism in Eukaryota, Metazoa, Mollusca, Bivalvia, Ostreida, Ostreidae. Bases 77 to 2047 code for a protein of 656 amino acids.